Molecule: messenger RNA, 369 nt
Organism: Neospora caninum
Lineage: Eukaryota; Apicomplexa; Conoidasida; Eucoccidiorida; Sarcocystidae
Product: putative ribosomal protein L14p/L2 domain containing protein
Exons: 1
Coding region: 1-369 (122 amino acids)
Biological process (GO): translation
Cellular component (GO): ribosome; mitochondrial large ribosomal subunit
Molecular function (GO): large ribosomal subunit rRNA binding; structural constituent of ribosome
Source: RefSeq, a predicted model, not a curated record
AUGUUUUCCCUUUCCAAUUUCUGUCUGGGGUUGUGGAGGCAGUCGAUUGUGCGGUGUGCGGAUAACACCGGUGUGAUCAAGGCGUGCAUUAUUGGCAUCAGGAACAAGUAUGGAACUGGGAAAAUCGGUGCGCGCAUCCGCGUAUCGGUGCGUGACAAAACCCCCGAAUGUACCGCCCCAAAGAUGCCGAAAGGUGUGAUUGUGAGAAGGAGAAAGGAAACCCGUCGGAAAGAUGGCAGCUACAUCAAGUUCGACGAGAAUGCUUUCGUCAUCAUCCAAAAAAACAAAGCCAGAGGGACGAAAAUAAAGGGACCUGUGCCGAUGGAAAUUCGGCACAAUUGCAAAACACUCGCCAGAUGGAUUUUCUAA